Messenger RNA from Acanthochromis polyacanthus (spiny chromis), 1906 nucleotides. RefSeq names its product P2Y purinoceptor 13-like. The coding region runs from base 334 to 1410 and encodes 358 amino acids. Gene Ontology annotation, molecular function: G protein-coupled purinergic nucleotide receptor activity. The transcript is spliced from 4 exons. Gene Ontology annotation, cellular component: membrane. Gene Ontology annotation, biological process: negative regulation of adenylate cyclase activity; G protein-coupled receptor signaling pathway. NCBI's taxonomy places the organism in Eukaryota, Metazoa, Chordata, Actinopteri, Pomacentridae. The record is from RefSeq and is a predicted model, not a curated record.
AAACACACACAUACACACACACUUAAAGAGAGAGAGAGUGAGAAGGAGAGAGGGGGGAGAUACACUGAGAAAGACUUAAACCUCAGGUCAGCACUAGUAUUUCUUGACCAACUUAAAAAAACUUUAGUAACACAAAGAGGUUUUCAAUUUCGGAUUUUCUUUCAUUUCAUUUUCUUGCUGUGGGGUAGAAGGAGAAAGAGGAAUUGGGCAUUCACGUCUUCCGUUUUGGGAAAUAUUGUUUUUUUUUUCAUUUGCUUUGCUCAUUAUUCUCCCCCAUGCCCUGCAGUCGCAGACGAUAAAGACGCAAAAGAAGGGCCCGCUGAAGAUCUGAAGAUGAACAACACCUUCUCCAACACCUCCAUGAAGUGUGUUCGGGAUACCAGUGUAACAGCUGUGGUUUUCCCCUGUCUGUACAGCAUCCUCUUUAUAGUUGCCCUAAUACUGAACUCCCUGGCUGCAUGGAUCUUCUUCAACAUUCCCAGCACCUCAACAUUUGUGGUCUUUCUCAAAAAUGUGGUGGUGGCCGACUUGCUGAUGACCCUGACCAUCCCUCUGAGAGUCUUAAGCGACGCCGGCGUUGGUUCUUGGCGUCUUCGUGCCUUCCACUGCAGAUAUUCUGCGGUUCUCUUCUACAUCACCAUGUACAUCAGCAUCCUCCUGCUGGGCCUCAUUAGUUUGGACCGCUACCUGAAGAUCGUGAAGCCCUUUGGGAAGUGUAUCCUGCAGCGCGUCCGUGUCGGUCAGCUGCUGAGUGCUGCAGUUUGGGUGGUCAUGUUAUGUUUAGCGCUGCCCAACGUAAUUUUAAGUGACCAGACGCCACACGUCUCUGGAGGCAAACUGAAGUGCAGCUCCAUGAAGAGCAAAGCCGGCCUGCUGUGGCAUGAAGGGUUCAACUACUUCUGUCAGGUGGUUUUCUGGGGUACGCUUGCCCUCAUGGUGGUUUGCUACACAUUCAUCAGCAAGAAGGUCUAUGAGUCAUACAAAGCCUCAAAGAGCAGAUCUCAGGCAGCCAGUCGCAGAACCAAGGCAAAGGUCUUCGUGGUGGUGGGGGUGUUUUUCAUCUGCUUCGCCCCCUUUCACUUCGCCCGCGUCCCCUACACCCUGACCCAGACCCGCAGCAUCGCCAGUCAUUGCCAGGCACAGAACGCGCUCUACAUUGCCAAGGAAACCACCCUGUGGCUGUCGACCACUAAUGUGUGCCUGGACCCGCUUAUCUACGUGUUCCUGUGCAAGGUGUUCAGAAAGAAACUGACCGCCGCACUCUGCUGGAAGCCGCUUUACAAAGGUACCACGGAGUCUGCCACAGCAACGUCAACUCAACUAGAGAUGUCACAAAUAAACCACAGUAACAGACUGUCAUAUAAUGGCAUGCUGCAGCACAGUGAACAAUACACAAUGGAGCACAAUUAAUAACUGUUAUAGCCCCGGGUGAGAUGAGAUGUUUUACUUGUAAAUAGCUUUUGUUCUUGAUGACAGGGUGUAAAAAAAAUCUAAGAAUUAAGCAAAGUUAGCAAAAUGUGGCAAAUGAACUUUGUUGUGCAAGAGUAAAAAAUCUAACAUUUCUGGGAGUGGUCAUAAAGUUUCAUGUCAUCGGUGAACACUGUGGUUGAUACAGUACUAACCAAGCACUUCUGUAUUUGUCAAGUCAUCCAACACACUUCCUUUGUUGUGCUCACUGUCAUUUUCUGCUUCCUUCUGUCUAAUCUCGCUCAAACUGCACUUUCCUUUCUCAAAACGUUGGCUAAAUGGUAAACAACUUGACAGCACAAUUUUUCAAGUGAUUGCCACCAAGUGUACAGGCACUGAAAGAUAACAAAAACGAGUUGGGAACAAAGGACUAAGACAGCAAUCUCUUCUAGAAAUAUGUAUAUCAAUAAUAAUAUUAAUAAAUUUUAUAUUUUUCUUA